Messenger RNA from Dicrocoelium dendriticum, 1527 nucleotides. Lineage: Eukaryota; Metazoa; Platyhelminthes; Trematoda; Plagiorchiida; Dicrocoeliidae. The record is from the annotation of a GenBank genome assembly.
AUGAGCGAGGGUUUUCAGUCGGCAUCCUUGACACAGUUUUUCUCAGACAAACCAGACAACUGCCGCACUUAUGAUGCAGAACUUGCCAUUGAUUUGGGUUCAAACCUAAAUUUUACGGCUGAUUUUCACAAGUUUGAUAACUUGAAAAACCUUCUUGAUUGCAACAAAGAAGCUUUCAAAUUGGACGCCAUGAGACAGAUUAUUGAGAUGGUUGCCCGUGGAAGAGACUGCUCGGAACUCUUCCCGGCUGUGGUCAAGAAUGUCGUUUCAAAAAAUCCAGAGGUUCGAAAGCUGGUUUACAUCUAUCUUACCCGAUAUGCCGAGGAACAUCAAGAUAUUGCUCUGCUUUCUGUGUCCACUUUUCAAAGGUCCCUCAAGGAUCCAAAUCCACUGGUCCGAGGAUCAGCGCUGCGUGUCCUCUCCUCGAUCCGUAUUCCAAUGCUCGUCCCCAUAGUCAUGUUGGCGUUGGAGGAAGCAUGCAAGGAUAUAUCACCUUAUGUUCGAAAGCUGUCAGCCUACGCCGUUCUCAAAGUGUACAGGUUAGAUCCAUCAGAGAAAGAGCGUCUCGUGAAGGUUGUUGAACAGCUACUAACCGACAAGACAACCUUAGUGAUUGGGAACGCAGUGUGGGCCUUUGAUGAGCUUUGCCCGGACCGUUUUGACCUCAUUCAUCCACAUUAUCGCAGAAUGUGCUCGCUUCUUAUGGAUGUGGACGAGUGGGGGCAAGUCGUGAUGCUCGAUAUGCUCACUCGAUAUGCUCGGACACAAUUUUUGGAACCGAAGCGACUGGUCACAUCGAAUGCACCCGAACCAACCCCAAUAUGCAACCCGGUUGAAACAGAUUCUACUCCGCAGAGCUCACCCCAACGGUUGCUAGAGUCCGCUUAUCCGGCCGAUGUAUGCAGUUUACCGGAUAGCGUUGAAACGUACCCUACGAAAGAUGCACUUUCACUUUUGCAGUCGGAUAUGAAUCUCCUCCUGCAUCCUGCUCGCUUAUUACUACAUAGUCAGAACACAGCGGUAGUCGUGGCCGUUGGCAAACUACUUUUAGCGCUGGAGUCCACUGGAGACUACCCGGCCGUGGCAAAAGCUUUCGUCCGUUGUCUGCACAACAACACCGAAACCCAAUACGUUAUCCUGUGUAUCAUCGCCAGUUUGACGAUAAACCAUCACAAUUUGUUCGAACCAUAUCAGCGCUCUUUUUACGUGUUCUCCGAUGAUCCGCUGGACGUGAAGCUGAUUAAAUUGGAAAUACUGACGAAUUUAGCCACGGAGAUCACAGUCCCCACCAUCCUCCGAGAGUUUCAGUAUUACGCCUCUAGCCCAGAUCCCGAAUUCGUUAUAGCCACUGUGCAAGCGAUCGGUCGUUGCGCAAGUGCUAUACCGCAGAUGUCCGAUGUGUGUUUGAACGGUCUCGUUCGACUCAUGUCUCGCUCGGAUGAUAGGGUUGUGGCCGAAUGUGUUGUUGUUUUACGAAGGCUCCUACAAAUGCAGGUGAGUAUAUUCAGUUCUGGCUCCUGUCUCUGA